Molecule: messenger RNA, 828 nt
Organism: Micromonas commoda
Lineage: Eukaryota; Viridiplantae; Chlorophyta; Mamiellophyceae; Mamiellales; Mamiellaceae
Exons: 1
Coding region: 1-828 (275 amino acids)
Biological process (GO): transcription by RNA polymerase III
Cellular component (GO): RNA polymerase III complex
Source: RefSeq, a predicted model, not a curated record
AUGUCCGGACGAGGAGGACGGGGCGGCGGGAGGGGCGGCUUUGGAGGCCGAGGCUCCGCCGGGAACCCCAUCACCAUCGAUGACGACGGCCAGCCCGUCAUCGGCAACGCGGACGGCCCGCCGAGCCUCUACCCGCCGAUGCCGAGGAUGCCGCCGCCGCCGGAGCUCACCGAGCGCGAGGAGGAGCUCCUGAGGAUCCACCGCAGGCUCAAUAACUUUUGGCGAAACUCGUGCUACUACAUGGACGACGAGCCGGAGGCUCAGGAGAUCCCGGAGGUCAAGAUAAUGACCUACCGCGACAGGCUGGCGGCGCAGGAGAAGGCCAAGACGGAGAAGAAGGCCGAGCUGCACGACGUGCUGGAGUCAUACAAGGACCACUUCCCCGAGGAGCUCUGGGCUGGACGGGGGAAAAAGCGCAAGCGAGGGGCCGGCGAUGGGGCAUCGAAGGGUGCGCGCGCGAUCGGGGGCGCCGCGGAUAGCGACGACAGGCUCGAGCGUCUCGCGCGGCUGGAGCAGGAGAAGGGGGUCGGGGAGGAGGAUGUCGACGACGACGUGGAAAAAGCCGCGGGCGACGAGGACGAGGACGACGAGGGCACCGGCAAGCGGGGCCGGCCGCGCGUCAGCGAGAACGCGGACAGGAAACCCAGGCAUAGCGAGAACAAGGACGGCAAGAAGGGCGGCGACAAGGUUGGCGACGACGACGACGGAGACGAGGAUGACUUUUGGGACGACGACGACGACGACUACCAGCGCGGAGCUGACUACGACGACGACGAGGGAUACGACGAUGACCUCGGCGGCGGCGACGACGAGGAGGCGUUCUUCUGA